AUGGCCGCCACAUCAUCAGCCAAACCCCAGAUCCUCCUGAUAUCUCUCGAUCUACAGCCAUGGUUCGAUGACAUGUACUCAAGCCUCAUUGAUCAGCUGCACGACAAGGCAACCAUCCAAAGAGCCAGGAAGGGACACUCUGCCAUACGCAGACUAUCUGAUGAUCCUCCCAAGGCUGUCCUAGUGACAGAUGCAGCUAUCACAACCAAAAGAUAUGCCAAUGUCUGGGACGCAUUGCUUGCCUACGUUCGCGACGGAGGAAUAGCCGUGUGUAUGGGACUGUUCUCUAGCUUCGUUCCACCGCUCAAGAUCAAGCCGUUCUUCCAAAAGACGGGUUUGCCAUGGGAGGCUGGUUCUUACCAUCGGACAACUGUUGUUCUCGACAAAGACAACGUGCCAGUCGAUGCUGUGGACUUUCUUGCUGAGUCCUACAGCCAAAAGGCGGUUUUUCUUAAAAACGUGGACAAUUCAGUGGCGUGGUACCGUCAGAAUGGCGACUCUGUCAUAGAAUCUUCGGUGUUUCCGCCAACACAUGUGGAGGAUAUCAGCGAGGUCCCAAUUGCUCUGGCCAAUGUUGGAGAAGGAAAGCUAGGCUAUAUUGGUGAUGUUAACACGGAAGAGCCAUCGAAUGCCGCCAUUCUUGCAAUGUGUGGACUACAUGGCUGA
Talaromyces rugulosus is the source of this 666-nucleotide messenger RNA. RefSeq lists its product as uncharacterized. The transcript has a single exon. The coding region runs from base 1 to 666 and encodes 221 amino acids. The record is from RefSeq and is a predicted model, not a curated record. NCBI's taxonomy places the organism in Eukaryota, Fungi, Ascomycota, Eurotiomycetes, Eurotiales, Trichocomaceae.